This is a messenger RNA of Chrysemys picta bellii (western painted turtle), 584 nucleotides long. RefSeq names its product C-X-C motif chemokine 10-like. Gene Ontology annotation, biological process: immune response; defense response; chemotaxis. The record is from RefSeq and is a predicted model, not a curated record. Gene Ontology annotation, molecular function: chemokine activity. Lineage: Eukaryota; Metazoa; Chordata; Testudines; Emydidae. Gene Ontology annotation, cellular component: extracellular region.
UGAAACCUAGUUUGAGUCCUUAUGAGAAAUCAGGAAUUUCAAUUAAAAGGGAACAGUUGGCAAAGCAAAACAAUUCUGUCACCUGUUGGGACUUUCCUGCACAGCUUGAAUAAUCUCUGGUUAUUUUAGUUGUCUUGGCAAUAAUCAAGACCAAUCAGCAUCAAGGAGGGAAAAGGUUAGAAUAUAAAUGUACACUGGGAAACACUUUCUCUUAGACACUCCUCAACCUCUCCCAGACCUCCAAGAAUAAUACAGAAGAACCUUCACUCUCCUCACCAUGAAGGGAACCUGGGCUGUUGUCUUUUGUUCACUGCUCCUGAUUGCAGCUGAAAUUCAAGGGCAGCCGACCUAUGGAAAAGGACGUUGCAGCUGCGUAGACAAAGGUUCUGAUUUAGUUCAGCCAAAAGCCUUAGGAAAAAUAGAAGUGAUUCCCAAGAGCUCUUCCUGUGACCAUGUUGAGAUCAUUGCGACAAUGAAGGCCACCGGAGUGCAAAGAUGCUUGAACCCUAAUUCCAAACGGGUACAGAAGAUGAUGACAACCCUCAUCAAGAAAAGGUCUUCACAAAGCACUCACCGGUAAAGGA